UAACAAUGUAUCUGGAACUGUCCAUUAUGAGCCGGGUUCCGUCAGACCCGCAGAGUCAUCAAGUCAGGUAUGUCCAGCAGAAGUCCAUCAUGAGAUCAGAUUGUGCAUCUGGAGUCAAGCCUAAACAAGACCAGAAGUCCUAAGCUCAUUCUCUACCCAGAAUUGUAUUAAAAACAAGUUCCCAUACUACUUCAGGGAAAACCAGCAUACACAUGAAACUACUGUUCUCUGAGAUCAACUUAUCUCAGACAGAAUGAUUGACCAGCUCCAAGGAACAUGGAAGUCCAUUUCUUGUGAAAAUUUCGAAGAAUACAUGAAGGAGCUGGGUAUAGGAAGAGCCAGCAGGAAACUGGGCCGUUUGGCAAAACCCACUGUGACCAUCAGUACAGAUGGAGAUGUCAUCACAAUAAAAACCAAAAGCAUCUUUAAAAAUAAUGAGAUCUCCUUUAAGCCGGGAGAAGAGUUUGAGGAAAUCACGUCAGGUGGCCACAAAACAAAGAGUAAAGUAACCUUAGAUAAGGAGUCCCUGAUUCAAGUUCAGGACUGGGAUGGCAAAGAAACCACCAUAACGAGAAAGCUGGUGGAUGGGAAAAUGGUGGUGAAUCCAUCCUGCUCCCUUUCAGAUGGUUUCCCAGGUCACCUUCCCCACUUCUCCAGAGUAGAAGAAUGUGUGUUCAUGAUUUUCCUUCUCUCAAACCCCCACCUAUACCAAAAUGAGUAAAAAGGAAAGUACUGUGAACAGUGUUAUCUGUACACGAACAUACGAGAAAGUAUCAUCAAACUCAGUCUCAAACUCUUAAGGCUUUCUCAAGCUGUCCUCCAAACUACUGAGGUUGUUUAAAUAAAACUCCAAAGUAAAAUAUUACGACUAUUAA
Gorilla gorilla gorilla (western lowland gorilla) is the source of this 875-nucleotide messenger RNA. It is a transcript of the gene FABP12, whose product is annotated as fatty acid binding protein 12. Bases 254 to 721 code for a protein of 155 amino acids. The record is from RefSeq and is a predicted model, not a curated record. Gene Ontology annotation, molecular function: lipid binding. Lineage: Eukaryota; Metazoa; Chordata; Mammalia; Primates; Hominidae. The transcript has 6 exons.